GUCUCUGCCUCCCUUACCGCCCUCGCCUGCCCCGCCCUGCCUUCCUUGCGUCGAGGGGCGGCAGCGCGCCGCUCCUCACUCCUCCUCAUUUCCCCCGACGAUUUCUCCCCUGCAAACUCUCCACAUGGACCUUUUGUCUCCAGCUCCGUGAGUGGUUCUGUGAGGAUCUUCCUGUCCUGCGUCUGCAGUCUGACAGAGGUGGUGAGUUCUCCUCCGACCUCUUGCGAGACUUUUGUCGUGGGGAGGGCAUCCUUCAGUCGUUCACGCUUACGGCCUCCCCGCAGAAAAAUGGGGUUGCUGAGUGCCGCAUUGGCUUAGUCAUGGAGCUCAACCUCUGGCCCCGUGUCUCCUUGCCGGAGAUCUCGCCUACACUACGUUGGACGGGGAAGGUUGGCGAUGCGUCGGUGUUCCGGGUCUGGGGCUCUCGUUCCUUUUUCCGCGAUACUUGUGCGGACAAGCUCUCCUCCCGCGCCAUUCCGUGCGUCUUCCUUGGCUCUCCCCCUGACGCGCCUAGCUGGCAGUUUUACCACCCCACCUCACGCCGUGUCCUGCCCUCUCAGGACGUCACGUUUGACGAGUCGGUUCCCUUUUACCGUCUCUUCCCCUACCGCACUACCCCUCUUCCCCCCCCUGCCGCUCUUCCUCGCUCCAGAUCCCCCUCCGGUAGACCCCCUCCCCCCUCAGGGUCCUGCUCCCUGAGGUGCUACAAGGGGUGCUGCGUCUGGGGUGUUGUGUCUGGGGGUGCUGCGUAUGGGGGUGCUGAGCGUGCGAGUGCGGAGCCUGGGGAUGUUGAGCCUGAGGGUGUGGAGCCUGGGGGUGCUUAG
This is a messenger RNA of Closterium sp. Naga37s-1, 824 nucleotides long. Lineage: Eukaryota; Viridiplantae; Streptophyta; Zygnematophyceae; Desmidiales; Closteriaceae. The record is from the annotation of a GenBank genome assembly.